This is a messenger RNA of Mixia osmundae IAM 14324, 1365 nucleotides long. RefSeq lists its product as uncharacterized. Bases 1 to 1365 code for a protein of 454 amino acids. The transcript has 6 exons. Gene Ontology annotation, biological process: positive regulation of mitochondrial translation. NCBI's taxonomy places the organism in Eukaryota, Fungi, Basidiomycota, Mixiomycetes, Mixiales, Mixiaceae. The record is from RefSeq and is a predicted model, not a curated record.
AUGGCGCAGAGGCUUGCAAGACAGGUAUGUAUGACAGUACCGAGUAUCAGUCAGUCUAUGCACAGACUCGCCUGUCAGUCACGUCAUCGAUACUUGUCCUCAACUUCUGCGACGACGCCAAAGAGCGACAGUCUGCCUCCUCGAAUCGAGCCUGUCCAUGAGCUUCACAGAGCGCAAGCAGCAUCUCCCGUCGCUGCAGCGCUCAACAAGCAGCGAUCACGGCCACACAAGAAGCCAAAGAAGAAAAAGAGCCUGAACAAUCCUCUCAAAGCAGAUCCUGUCGCUACCCAGAGCUCAUCGUCUGCUCGCUCGGACGGCCUGGCGAUAGCGUUCACCUCUGCAGAAGAAUAUGAUAUUGAUGCCUUGCGCACCAUCUUGUGGGAAUCUGGCUUGCUCGGGCGAGGGGACGAUAAGGACGCGGUCAAUCUGAUGGGAGAGGCUGUCUAUCUGCCCCAGUGGCCGCUGCGAGAUACGCCGUCGAUAGCCCAGACUGAGCAGUCUGGCGAAGUCUUCAUCUUUGAGAACGGUAGCUAUGUCACCUGGGGACUUGGCGAGCAUACAGCUGCUGGAUUCCUUGACAAGGUCAUCAGAGGUGGCACGAACGAGAGCUCGGUCGAGAAGGAGCGCUAUCCCGAGUGCCAGAGCGAGUCGGUCAACUUCAUCGUCGAUCUGACAAGCGAGACCGGCAUAAGAGACGAUGCCAUCACGAUUGGUCAGACUGAUCUCGAUAGCUCUGCGCGGCCGACCAGUGUCGUCACGAGCUUUGCGCCUCCUGCUUUCAGCAAAGUAGACAGCAGUCCCCACUCACUCGACGUUGCGACUGGCUCAAGUAUCAGAAGAGCCGAUCAGAUAUCGUCUGGCGCUUCUUUGCCUACUGCAGAACGCGACCUGCAAGCGCGCCUAGCUCUGAGCUCUGGUCUCACACGCUCUACAAAGCUCGAUCACUAUGAGACGGAGCUAGACAAAUUCCUAGAGGGUCUCUCGAAUAUCCCCGACCUGCUCGCAAAAGGCAGCGAGGCGCCCAUCAAGAAGAAGGAGAUUGUCAAGAGCUUCGGCUUCCUGCUCAGAAUGCGGCAAAAGCUCAACCUGAACGAGGAGAACUUGCUCGAUCCGCCCGACUUUCUCUGGUCAAGUCCUGCCCUCGAGGAGUAUCACGAAGCAGUAUCAAAUUCGCUAGACGUGCAGCAGAGGCUCGAUAUCGUCAAUCAGAAGCUAGACUGGGCGAGCAAUCUGCAGUCUACCCUGAUGGAGUUGCUCUCAACGGCAAGACAUCCGUUCUUUAAAACAAGCCAUCGAUUAGAAUGGAUCAUCAUCUUCAUUAUCUUCUUCGAGACCGCCCACGCGGUCUAUAUCCAUCUCAAUUGA